Messenger RNA from Phytophthora sojae, 546 nucleotides. RefSeq lists its product as hypothetical. Bases 1 to 546 code for a protein of 181 amino acids. Lineage: Eukaryota; Oomycota; Peronosporomycetes; Peronosporales; Peronosporaceae. Gene Ontology annotation, cellular component: ciliary transition zone. The record is from RefSeq and is a predicted model, not a curated record. The transcript has 2 exons. Gene Ontology annotation, biological process: non-motile cilium assembly.
AUGCUGCUUGCCAGGCAGCGACGGCGCGCGCGGCUAAUACUGCAACAGACGAUCUGCUUCGAGGCUUGGUUCGGCUUCCUCUUCUACCCGAUAUCGUGUCUUCUUCUACGGGACAAACUGGCUGCGCUCGAGUACAAUUCGUCGCUGCAACGGGCUUUGCCUGUGUGCUGCUUGGUAGUAUUGAUCCCGGCGGAUGUAGCUCGAUACUACCUGGGCACGCGCGGGAACUUGCGAGCGCAGGUUUUCCCCCUCACAGCGUUCAUGUUCCUGUCGGCGUGUCCAGUGUUCCCUGGCUUCGUCUACCUGACCUUCUUCGCUGAGCACCGCCUUCCUUUCGACGUUGUGGCGGGCACAUGCUUUGUGUUGCUGCUCAUAGCAGAGUGCAUCACUGGCUAUGUGGUGCUCCGGGAGUUGCUCAGACAAGAGGCGGCGCGCUUUCUCAAAAUGAGGGAGUUAAGCGAUAUUACCACGAGCGAGGGCGACGAAGAGCGUGUUAGAUUUCUACCUGGGGAAGAUAGAGCGCCCAUGGCCAGGUCCUGGCAGUAA